AUGUUUAGUUGGGUGCUAAGAAUAUUUUUGCUUGGUUACGUAGUGUGGGCACAAAAGGACCCGCAUUAUAAGGAUGAUCGUGAUACGAUGGUCCACUUGUUUGAGUGGAAAUUUGAUGACAUUGCUGAUGAAUGCGAACGGUUUUUGGGACCUAUGGGUUACGGAGGUGUUCAGGUCUCACCAAUUAACGAAAACUUAAUCAUGCGAAAUCGACCAUGGUACGAGCGCUACCAGCCCCUGUCCUUCAAAAUAAACACCCGUUCCGGAAACGAAUCAUCCUUCGCUAGCAUGGUAAAACGCUGCAACGCCGUGGACGUGCGAAUCUAUGUAGAUAUCGUAGUGAACCACAUGUCUGGAGACGCGAAUCCAGCCGUAGGAACCGGAGGAUCCACCGCAAACACCUCUUCAAGGUCCUAUCCAGCGGUUCCAUUCUCUUUUGCGGAUUUCCACCAGCCCGUUUGUUCCAUUAGCAACUACAACAACGCUACCGAAGUAAGAAACUGCGAGCUGUCCGGACUUCACGACCUGGACCAAAGUAAAGAGUACGUCAGGAGCAAGAUCGUCGAGUUCAUCAACCGGAUCAUCGACCUAGGAGUCGCUGGAAUCAGAGUGGACGCCGCCAAGCACAUGUGGCCGCAAGAUCUCAAGGUCAUCUACUCGCGAUUGAACAACUUGAGUGUUGCUCAUGGAUUUCCCGCGAAAUCCCGGCUGUUUAUUUAUCAAGAAGUCAUCGAUCUCGGCGGUGAGGCUAUCAAAAAGGGAGAGUACACCUCACUAGGUCGAGUAAUUGAAUUUACCUUUGGAAUCGUUUUGGGCAAUUUCUUUCGGGGAAACGAACAGCUGAAGUUCUUGAAAAACUGGGGCAAUGGCUGGGGACUCCUGCCCUCGGAAGAUGCCUUGGUCAUGAUCGAUAAUCACGAUAAUCAACGGGGCCAUGGAGCGGGAGGUGCUACGAUUUUGACCUACAAGUUACCCAAGCAGUACAAGAUGGCGACGGCGUUCGAAUUAGCGCAUCCCUAUGGAACCACAAGAGUGAUGAGUUCUUUCAACUUCACCGAUCCAAGCAUAGGACCACCAGCCGAUAAGAAUGGAUCCAUAUUGUCCCCAGAAAUUGACCCAAAAACUGGAACUUGUAAAAAUGGUUGGAUUUGCGAACAUCGUUGGCACCAAAUCCAACAAAUGGUCGUGUUCCGUCUGGUGGCCAAGAACGAUCCCAUAAACAAUUGGUGGGACAAUGACGGGGACCAGAUAGCGUUCUCUCGAGGAUCAAAUGCCUUUAUAGCGUUGAAUAAUGAUGAUGAGGACUUGAAACAAAGUUUGGUGACUGGUCUUCCUGCUGGUAAAUACUGUGACGUGAUUACCGGGCAGGUUAAGAACAAUAAGUGCACUGGAAAAACAGUCGAAGUCGGUAAAAAUGGAGUCGCUUUUGUUGAUAUACCAGCCAGCGCGGAAGAUGGCGUUCUUGCGAUCCACAUAGGCCGCCAGUCAAAGGUAAGACUUUAG
Cotesia congregata is the source of this 1503-nucleotide messenger RNA. NCBI's taxonomy places the organism in Eukaryota, Metazoa, Arthropoda, Insecta, Hymenoptera, Braconidae. The record is from the annotation of a GenBank genome assembly.